Anthonomus grandis grandis is the source of this 485-nucleotide messenger RNA. Its product is annotated as cytochrome c oxidase assembly factor 5. Bases 160 to 411 code for a protein of 83 amino acids. NCBI's taxonomy places the organism in Eukaryota, Metazoa, Arthropoda, Insecta, Coleoptera, Curculionidae. Gene Ontology annotation, biological process: mitochondrial respiratory chain complex IV assembly. The transcript is spliced from 2 exons. Gene Ontology annotation, cellular component: mitochondrion. The record is from RefSeq and is a predicted model, not a curated record.
UCCAUAAAUCUAUAAAAUUGACAAAUGACAUUUCUAUCUCAAAAUAUUUAUUUUUCUUCCCAAAAAUUUUAAAUAUUCUACUAAUUUUCUUUCCAACUUUAAGUUUAAUUUGAUUUCUUUAUAUUAAUUAUCUUUGGUGCUUUAUAUCCGGUCCUAAAGAUGAUGCGAUACGAGGAAGAAAACGAGUCCUUGAAGGACAAGAGUGCUUGUGCCGGGGUCAGAGCCGAUUUAAAAAUGUGUCUGCUUGAAAGUGAAUGUUGUCGAGUACACAAAAAGACUCCAAGAGAGUGUCUAAAAGUCACCGAUGGCACCGUCCCUACCGAAUGUAUGGCUUUAAGAAACACAUUUUUCGAAUGCAAAAGAUCUUUGUUGGAUGCCAGACAAAGAUUUCGCGGUAGAAAAGGAUAUUAAUUGAGGUUUUGUUAUUAUUGUAGUAGUGCUAUUAUUUCAUUUAAUUUAAGAUGUUAAUAAAUGUUUAUUAGAUA